Molecule: messenger RNA, 1230 nt
Organism: Impatiens glandulifera
Lineage: Eukaryota; Viridiplantae; Streptophyta; Magnoliopsida; Ericales; Balsaminaceae
Product: mitochondrial amidoxime reducing component 2
Exons: 5
Coding region: 113-1093 (326 amino acids)
Molecular function (GO): molybdenum ion binding; catalytic activity; pyridoxal phosphate binding
Source: RefSeq, a predicted model, not a curated record
UCCAAAUCUUGCAAAGAAAGAAAUAAAGAAACAAUCUUUAACAGGGAUAGUAAAGAAGCAAGAACACGGCACCCACAAUCAUCAUCCGACAUUUUUGUCUGACAAGGAGAGAAUGGAAGGAAACGCGGUGGGAGAAGAAGUACCGGUACCAGUACCAGCAGCAGCAGCUAUAGUGAAAUCGAUAUUCAUAUACCCAAUCAAGUCAUGCCGUGGAAUCUCUGUUUCGCAAGCUCCAAUUUCUCCAACUGGGUUUGUUUGGGAUCGGCAAUGGUUAGUUGUGAAUUCAAAAGGAAGGGGAGUAACUCAGAGAGUUGAACCAAAGCUUGCUCUAGUUGAAGUGGAGUUGCCUGAUGAGGCAUUCUUGAUUGAAGAAUGGAAACCCAGCAAGAAUUCAUAUUUAGUGUUGAAGGCUCCUGGGAUGAAGGAGGAAUUGAAGGUUCCAUUAAUGUCAUCAACUUUGUCUGUGUGUGAUGGGAUAUCAUGUUGGGAGUGGAGUGGGUCUGCUUUGGAUGAGGGAGAUGAAGCUUCAAAUUGGUUGUCAACUUUCCUUGGGAAACCUAAUUACCGUUUAGUUCGCUUCAAUAAUGCAGAUCAGACUAGGCCGGUGGACCCAGACUACGGUAGUGGUCAUAAGGUCAUGUUCUCUGAUCAGUAUCCAUUCCUCCUCAUUUCCCAGGGCUCACUUAAUGCUUUGAAUAGUUUCCUCAAAGAUCCCCUGCCUAUCAACAGAUUCAGACCAAACAUUUUUGUGGAUGGUUGUGAAGCUUUUGCUGAGGACUUGUGGAAGGAAGUCAGGAUAAACAACACACUCUCCUUUGCUGGUGUCAAGCUAUGUUCACGUUGCAAGGUUCCAACCAUUGAUCAAGAAACAGCAAUAGCAGGAACUGAGCCAACUCUAACUCUCCAAACAUUUCGAUCAGGCACUGUUUUACGUCCAGCCCACGAACGCAACAAGGGAUUGGUGUAUUUUGGGCAGAACCUUGUUUGCAACAACUCUUUCUCUUCCAAUGGAGACCACAAGAUGAUCCUCAAAGUUGGUGACCCGGUUUCUGUCAUCCAGGCCUUGGCUUCCACCAACGACGCACCUGCCUAGCUAGCAUAGUAUCUGCCUACCGCCAUGACAUCUACUAAAUCAUCAACACUUCUCUCCUCUAGUUUCUGCGCAAUUCCUUAACUAUUAAUGUUUUAUUAAUGUUUGUUUGUUUGUUUGAUGCUUGUUUGUUGUGGUUA